AUGAGUGAUUUUUCUGGUUUUCCUUGUCCUCAGCUGGACAACCCAAGAGUGGGGUUUCCGAUUCUUUGCUUCAUCAGCCGGAUAACCCAACAAUGGGGUUUCCGAAGAGGAGGUGCGAUCGACGGAAUGCGUCAAAGAGGAAGACAACGUCGAGAGGCUGAUGGCGAGGGACAGCAGGGAGCUGCACCUGAGGUUGGUUCGCAGCACCCGGCAUUUCCCGUAGGACCGACUGAUAUUUCUUUAUUGAUUAGAUAUCAAAACCAUGUUGCCUGUCACUUAUGGUUGGGCGAGGAGAGACGACCAAAGCCGACCUUAAAGGUUGCUGCACAUGGCAGCAAAUUAAUAGGAUGGGUUCCGACAAUGCUCCCAAGGCAGAUGAAUGAUUGGUUAGUUGCAUCUGGUCUGUCAUCUUUGCAGUAUACUAGUUUGGCCAGGGUAGAUACGCAUCUUUUAUCUGCUUUUGUUGAGAGAUGGCAUCCUGAAACAUCGUCAUAUCAUAUGCCGUUCGGCGAGAUAACCAUCAUGAUAGAUUAUGAUGCUAUCCAUCUAUCUGUUGAGUUGUUUGGUGUUUCACUGAGUGAUGAAACUAGGGAGGCUUCUUCUGUAAGGGGUCCUUACUAUAAAUUGGAUUGGUUGAAGCAAGUUUUUGAGCAACAAAGAGCUGCAUAUAACUUUACAGGUGCUAUGAGAGCAUACAUGAUGUUGCUAUUAGGUUGUACUAUUCUUGCCGACGAGACUUUUACUCUUGUCGAGCUUGGUGGUUAUGCCUCUCUUCUUCAGUGUUGGAUUCAUGAGUAUUUUCCAACUGUUGGAAAGAGAUGUACUUCUGGGUUAUGUGGCAUUGAUAGUCCAAUGGCUAGGGCGAUGAAAUGGGAAUAUAGGCAGGGGACGCAAAAAGUGGAUGACAUCCGAGCUGUGUUAGAUCAGUUGACCCCUCACGAUAUCGUCUGGCGCCCUUUUGAGGAUCAUAGGGAGCACCGUCAUUUUGAUUAUAUCUGUUUGUACCGGGGUGGUUUGAAGAGGUAUGGUACUGUAGUUCUAUAUUUACCUGACAGAUGCAUGCGUCAGUUUGGAUACAGACAGUACAUACCUAUUGCUCCUUCUAAUCUAGACACACUUGAUGUGGAUGUUGAGUGGGCUACAUAUAUGCAGAGUGUGUUGCAGGUGAUCCGAUCCCACGAUGCUUCCCCAACUGUGUUUGCUACCAUACCAUAUGAGACAGACGAUGAUUAUUUGGCGUGGUAUUAUACGGUGUCACAUCCUCGUUUGAGAGCACCACGAGGUGAUCAGCCGAUGCAGACACGUCCUGAAGACGAACAGUUUCUCGAGAUAUUUAGAGCACUGAGACUUGCACAGGGCGGACCAUUACCUAGGGAAGGUCAAAUUACUUAUGACAAUGAGUCUGAUUGA
Vicia villosa (hairy vetch) is the source of this 1410-nucleotide messenger RNA. RefSeq names its product protein MAIN-LIKE 1-like. Lineage: Eukaryota; Viridiplantae; Streptophyta; Magnoliopsida; Fabales; Fabaceae. The transcript has 6 exons. Gene Ontology annotation, biological process: meristem development; meristem maintenance. The record is from RefSeq and is a predicted model, not a curated record. Bases 1 to 1410 code for a protein of 469 amino acids.